Messenger RNA from Symbiodinium sp. CCMP2592, 744 nucleotides. Lineage: Eukaryota; Dinophyceae; Suessiales; Symbiodiniaceae. The record is from the annotation of a GenBank genome assembly.
AUGGGGAUGUGGCGGCGUUUGGUGGCAGCCGUGGGUGUCCCGGCUUUGGCUGCUGCUACCCUCCCAUCCGCGAUCGAAAAGGAUGAUGAGUGCCAGGAUGAGACGUGUGCCCUGGGCGCUCUCCAGCUGACGGGCCAGAAGAAGGUCUCUGAGUUUGUAGAGGCAGAGGAGGCCGAUGCCUUCGAGGCCAUGGACUUCCAACAGGAGGCGGCUGCAAUGAUUCGAGACAGCGAGGCUUCGGGCAUGCCGCGCUUCUAUCCUCUGGACCACGGUUGGCACAAGGUGGCUUCGUCUCCCGGCGAUCGUGUUGGCUUCACUCGAGCUUCGCUGCGAAGCUGUGAGUAUUUCUGUGCCAACACGGACGGCUGUCACAGCUUCGAGUCCUGUCCGAAAACGCGAGCCUGUGUGCUCAGAUCACAGGCUCUGUCGGGUACAGAGCCUUGGGUGCGGUCCACAUACUGCCAGACGUGGUAUCGCAAAGAACCCGGCUUCUCGCCAACGGGCGGCAAGCCGGUGGUCUACAAGCAAUGUGAGAAGGGCAGCGUGCCUGAGGGUGGGAAGUGCGUGAAAGCCAAUGGCCCGGCCUCCAUGACUUUCUACCAGUACAGCGCUCAGAGCAAGUACGAUCCCGACCGGAAGUGGGAGAACAUGGACAUGGCAAGCCUUGGAGGGGUCCUGUUCUAUCUGCACAACGAGGUGGUGGGCAACGACGGUGAGCAGCUGGUGGACGGAAAGAACCUCUGA